CCCACAGUUCGGCUAUUGCACCUGUCAUGGUAAGACUGGUCUUACUCAUUGAUGUCGGGGAUAUAAAACCGACUUUUAUCACUCCGCAAGGUUUCUCAGACUGAGCUUGACCGACUACACCAACCACCAUGACGAGUUCUCCUCAGUGCAGUGCCGUUGCUAGUGCUAUGAAAAAGCAAGGCCUUGACUACGCCGGACUAGCAGCGAAGAUCGGUUCUACGCCGCACCGCGUGCAAGAGAUUUGCACUGCUAAAGUUCACCCUACCGCUGAAGAGUUCGGGAAACUUGCGAGAGCGCUUAACAUCACGGGGACCGUUUUCAGGCGCCCGGUGGUUCUGCUCACCGCACUGCUUGAAGCCAGAGCACUCAAGAACCAUUUUCAAGUGUACUCGAAUGUACCAGUAAUGUAACGCAGUGUGCAUGAAUAAUGGAUACACAUCAUAGCACUAGGAAAGGUGUCUGACAAGAUAAGAUAAGGGAUUCAUACCUGGUAGAUAAUCCGAUGAUUAAGCCUUAAUCCUGUCAUUGCAACAUCUCCACAGCCACGUUGUAGCCGA
This is a messenger RNA of Pisolithus orientalis, 557 nucleotides long. RefSeq lists its product as uncharacterized. Bases 129 to 410 code for a protein of 93 amino acids. Lineage: Eukaryota; Fungi; Basidiomycota; Agaricomycetes; Boletales; Pisolithaceae. Gene Ontology annotation, molecular function: DNA binding. The record is from RefSeq and is a predicted model, not a curated record. The transcript has 4 exons.